AUGGCACAAGCCUGCAUGGCGUCGAUGACGGGCCUCUCGCAGGGCGUUCUGCCCAGCAGGCGCGCUGUCAGCAGGGCCAGGGCGGCCGUAGUCGCCAGGGCGUCCGCCGAGGGCGAGGCCGCAGCGCAGGCGGGCCGCCGCGCCGUGCUCGGGCUGGUGGCCGCCGGCAUCGUCGGCGGCGCCUUGUCGCAGGCGGUGCACGCCGCGCCUGUCAAUCCCAUCAAGAUCGGAGCCCCGCCGCCGCCCUCCGGUGGACUCCCCGGGACUGAAAACUCUGACCAGGCGAGGGACUUCGGCCUCCCCUUGUCGGAGCGGUUCUACCUGCAGCCGCAGCCACCGGCUUUGGCGGCGGAGAGGGUGAAGACGUCGGCGCAGGACAUCAUCAACCUCAAGCCGCUCAUCGACAAGAAGGCGUGGCCGUACGUCCAGAACGACCUCCGCCUCCGGGCCUCCUACCUGCGCUAUGACCUCAAGACCGUCAUCGCAUCCAAGCCCAAGGAGGAGAAGAAGAUCCUCAAGGAGCUCACCGGCAAGCUCUUCAGCACCAUCGACGGUCUUGACCAUGCCGCGAAGAUCAAGAGCACCCUAGAGGCCGAGAAAUACUACGCAGCAACCAAAGAUGUGCUCGGCGAUGUUCUCGCCAAGAUAGGCUAG
This is a messenger RNA of Miscanthus lutarioriparius, 654 nucleotides long. Lineage: Eukaryota; Viridiplantae; Streptophyta; Magnoliopsida; Poales; Poaceae. The record is from the annotation of a GenBank genome assembly.